CUCUCCACCCUUCUCCUCUCUGCAAUCUUCCUAUAUACCAUUCUACUGUUACUUCCUCUUCUCUCUUUCCUUCAAUACCCCUCUGCCUCUCUCGUUCUUCUCUUCCCCUGGUCCCUCUUCGCUCGUUGCUUUCGUGUUACUUGCACCCGCAGCCAUCAUGACUCAGCAGAAUGUGAUGGUUUCAGACGCAAAUCCUGGACUCAACAUGGCUAUUACUGCCGCUGUUUCCAACUCCUCCAUUUCCACGGCCUCGGCUCACAAACCCCCCGCCGUUCCCUCCGGUUAUAUUUCCAUUCCCAGGAGAAAGGUUCUCAAGAACCUUGAAAUCAAUGCCUGCUGGGUUGACUCCAUGAGAGCCUCUUCUCCCACCCAUUCCAAAUCCACUUCUCCUCUCGCCGAAGAACAUCGCUCUUGGAUUCUUUGCCACCCCUCCGCAUUAGACAUGUUCGAGCAAAUCGUCGAUGCCUCCAAGGGCAAGCAGAUCGUCGUGUUCCUGGAUUACGAUGGUACUCUCUCGCCUAUCGUCAACGACCCUGAUCGUGCUUUCAUGUCCGAUGAGAUGAGAAAAACAGUACGAAAAGUCGCGAGGUGUUUUCCCACUGCCAUAGUGAGCGGCAGAUGCAGAGACAAGGUAUAUAAUUUCGUUCGCCUGGCCGAGCUAUAUUAUGCGGGAAGCCAUGGCAUGGACAUCAAAGGCCCGACGAGAUGCUCCCAAUACAAUAAACAGGGAAGCAAAGCAGAGGCCAUUCUUUUUCAGCCUGCCAGUGAGUUUCUUCCCAUGAUAGAUGAGGUGUACCGAGCGUUAGUUGAAGAAACCAAAUCAACACCUGGCGCGAUGGUGGAGAACAACAAGUUCUGCGUCUCUGUUCACUAUCGUUGUGUUGACGAGAAGAAAUGGAGCGAACUGGCUCACCAAGUGAAAUCGGUGCUUAAGGAGUACCCGAAGCUUCGUCUCACCCAAGGAAGGAAGGUAUUUGAGAUUCGUCCCUCUAUUAAAUGGGACAAAGGGAAAGCCCUGGAAUUUCUGCUAGAGUCACUAGGAUUUGCCAAUUGUGCUGAUGUCUUCCCCGUCUACAUUGGUGAUGAUCGAACGGACGAAGAUGCCUUUAAGAAAUUGAGAGACAGGGGACAAGGUUUAGGCAUUCUCGUGUCAAAAUUUCCAAGGGACACUAUCGCAUCUUACUCUUUACAGGAGCCGGAGGAGGUGAAGGACUUUCUUGGACAUUUAGUGGAGUGGAAACAAGCAUCUCAGCGUGCAUGCUCCAAAGUGUAAAUGUGUACUCUAGAUGACUUGUACAUAUCCAUACCCUGCCAAUUAUAUUAAGCUCGGGGUAGGAUAUAUACGUAUAUUUUAUAUAGGGCCUUUUGUAAUUUUUGUUCGGUUUCGGAAGGAAAACACCAAAAAUGCAAGGAAAAAGAAUGACAAAAGUGUCGUUCUUAUUUCCCCAAACUCUGACUGCAUUGAUGUAACCAGUCGACCACAGAGCAAAUUUCUGUAGCUUCUGAUCAGGCGCAUGUAAAUGCAUUCAACUACUUCUGUUUUCCCUCUCCUAUCA
Molecule: messenger RNA, 1556 nt
Organism: Prosopis cineraria
Lineage: Eukaryota; Viridiplantae; Streptophyta; Magnoliopsida; Fabales; Fabaceae
Product: probable trehalose-phosphate phosphatase J
Exons: 11
Coding region: 158-1273 (371 amino acids)
Biological process (GO): trehalose biosynthetic process
Molecular function (GO): trehalose-phosphatase activity
Source: RefSeq, a predicted model, not a curated record